UCUAGUGGAGAAUGUACUCAAGUUGGGGCCUUGCUGUGCGCUACAGAACUUUGCAGAGCGGAGGAUUAUAGCAGACGACCUCCCAGCGAGAGACAUAAGCUCAUCAAUGGUGGUGGGAAAUCUAAAGCUGUGGACCGAUCUGGCCGCGGAAGGACUGCAGAAGUCGCUCUCCGUCGCCAAGUUCCUCUGCCUCCUCCACGCCACCAACGCCUACUUCUGCACCGCCGUCACGCCUUACGGCCCGAGCAUGCUGCCGACCCUGAACUUGACCGGCGACUUGGUCCUUGUGGAGCGGGUCUCCACCUGGCUCGGCAAAGUGGGUCGAGGCGACAUGGUGCUCCUGCGGUCUACCGAGGAUCCGAGGAAGGUCGUGAUCAAGCGCGUCGUGGGCGUGGAAGGCGACACCGUGAGUUACCUCGUGGAUCCCAAGAACAGCGACGCGUCGAGAACUUGCGUGGUUCCUCGGGGAAACAUAUGGAUACAAGGAGACAACAUAUACAAUUCUAGGGAUUCACGAACUUUUGGGGCUGUCCCUUAUGGUCUUGUGGAAGGCAAAUUAUUCUGGAGGGCCAGCCUCAAAUUCCAUUAGAGACAAAAUCAAGUUACCUUGCUAUAUGAGUAGCUGCAACUGCAAGUAGAUUCGUGGACUAGACUUCGAGAUUGACAUGUCAUCCAUAUUGAAAGGGGACAAGGGAAGACUCUACAGACUUCCCUUAGUACAACAUAAGCUAUGUGAUAGGUUUACAAGUUAAGUUAGGGCAGUGUUUGUGUAGCAAAUCGCUGGGAUCAUAUCCUGGGCAAAGGAAAAUUACAUUAACUUUCAAACUAGAGUGUGUUUUUGUUUCCUUCCCCAAUUUUGCAAUAUCUUGAAUACAAUUGGAAAUUCACCACCCCUCACAUGUUUCCUCAUAGUUGACACAUCAUCCUCGGCAGCCCUUAGAAGUAUUGAAAAGAUCAUGCUGUACCUUCUGAAUGAUGUUAAUGUUAUAAGCCAUAAUGUCAAGGGAGCCAAAAGAACAUUUGAACAAGGGCACAUGUCCGUGCAUGAGUUUGUACACUCAUGUGGAAGCGGGGUGUUGUUCUGGUCAUUAGAAUGCUAUGUUCCUCAGAUUCCUUUUGGACCAUGUACAGAAAGGAAGGAAUUGAGUUUUUACAAUGAGAAGGUCAAUAUCUUUUUCUCCUUCGAUUCAUAAGUAAACAAAGGUUUUCUGGAAUGCUUGCUCUCUUCAUGAUAUGUACGGUUUUUGCUUCCUUGCAUAAAUAUGUUAUUUGGGUCAAGAGGCCUCCUUCCUCAUUGCUUCUCUUAUGCAAUUAAAACAUGUGAGAGAAAAAUGCAUAGAUCUCUACUUGAUCCUGCCCUAUGCACUACUUAUCUGAAAUGAUUCUGUCAGCAGAUGUGGCCACUCAAAAGCUUUGGGUCUCUACAUGGAAA
Molecule: messenger RNA, 1432 nt
Organism: Syzygium oleosum
Lineage: Eukaryota; Viridiplantae; Streptophyta; Magnoliopsida; Myrtales; Myrtaceae
Exons: 4
Coding region: 107-589 (160 amino acids)
Cellular component (GO): mitochondrial inner membrane peptidase complex; membrane
Molecular function (GO): serine-type endopeptidase activity
Source: RefSeq, a predicted model, not a curated record